CCCCGUCAUGUCCAACAAAUUGGCCCAGCUCGGUCUGCAAAAGCGUCAGCUCCCCUCGAAGGAGAGCUCGCUGUUCAAAGAGCUCCUCGACUUUUACGAGAGGAAAAGCAUCAAGAAGGGGAUAAAGACCGCCGACGCGAUCUUGAAGAAGUUCCCCGAGCAUGGUGAAACGCUAUGCAUGAAGGGGCUCUUUCUGACGCACGCGGGGCGGCGCGACGAGGGCAUCGAGCUCGUGCGGAAGGGCGUGCGCCUCGAUCUGACGUCGCACAUCUGCUGGCACGUCUUUGGCAUAAUACAGAAGGGGGAGAAGAACUACGAGGAAGCGCUCAAGUCUUACACGCAGGCGCUCAAGUGCGAUAAGGAGAACCUCAACCUGCUCCGCGAUGCCGCGCAACUGCAGACGCAACUCAGACACUACGAUGCGCUCGUGGAAACCCGCUUGACGAUUGUCCGCACCCGUCCACACCUCCGGCAGCACUGGGUAGCACUUGCGGUCGCGUACCAUCUGAACGGCGACCUUGAGGACGCGAAGAAAACUUUGGAGCACUACGAGCGGUCACUGAAGGAUGUCCCGGAUUACGACGUCGAGCACUCCGAGACCCUGCUGUACCACAUCCGCAUUCUGGAGGUGCUCGGCCAACUCCAGGACGCCCUCAACCUGCUAGACCACAACGCGAAGCAGCGCGCCAUCGUUGAUCGGACAGCGAUCAUGGAGACGCGAGCUAGACUCCUGACCAAGCUCGGCUCGGACGAAGCGGCGAACGCCUGGCGCGCGCUCAUCGAUCACAACCCCGAGAGCUAUGCGUACUAUGCUGGGUACAUCGAGCGUCUCGGUGGCGCGUUAGAACCCGGCUCCUCCCCUGCCCUCAAAACCCUUCAAGAAAUGGCCGAGAUCCACCCACGCGCCAAGGCCCCUCGCCGUCUCGCCCUCGUAGUAGCCUCCGUCGACGGCACCUCCGACGGCGCUUCCUUCGAAGACCUCGCGCACGCAUACGUCGAAGAUGGACUUACGAAGGGCAUCCCAUCCCUCUUCGCCGACCUCAAAGCCUUAUACGGCGACGCGGCGAAGCGCGACAUAAUUGGCAAGAUCGUGGAGGGCGUGCGAAGUGCCGCAGACCAAGCUCCGAGCGACAGUGAGCCGACGACGUACCUGUGGACGCUGUACUACCUGGCGCAGCACCACUCGUAUCUCGGGCACCACAAGGAGGCGCUGGAGCUGUUGGACAAGGCAGUCGCGCAUACGCCGACGCUGCCGGAACUGUACACCAUCCGUGCGCGGGUGUUGAAGCGCGCGGGCGACCCGUGGGGUGCGGUGCGGGCGGUGGAGGACGCACGGCUGCUGGACGGCCAGGACCGCUUCCUCAACACCAAGAGCGCGAAGUACAGGUUGCGAGCUGGUCUCAGCGAGGAAGCCAGCGCGCUGCUCGGCAUGUUCACCAAGAAAGAUGCGCCCAGUCCGGGCGCGGACCUCGAGGACAUGCAGAGCCUGCUGUACCUCACGGAGCAGGCGAACGCGCACGAGCACGUAGGGCAGCCGAAUUUGGCGCUCAAGCGGUACAUGGCGAUCGCGAAGGUCUUCAACGACAUCGAGGACGACCAGUACGACUUCCACGGGUACUCAAUACGCAAGUUUAUGCUCAAUGCGUACCUGGACAUGCUGAAGUGGGAAGACAACCUGCGAUCACAUCCUGCGUACGUCAACGCCGCCAUCGCUGCUUCGCGAAUAUGGGUCUCCGUCCACGACGAUCCGACACUAGCCAGCUCUGCCGGAUCCGGCAGCCAGAUGACCGACGCGGAGAAGAAGGCAAAAAAGAAGGCCGCCAAAAAGGCCGCCGCUGCGAACAAGCAGGACGACAAGAAGGCGAACGGCAUUGUAGCGAAGGAUCACGAAGACAAGGGCAUCGAGCCUCCCACACCAAAGGACGAUGACCCCGACGGUCUGAAGCUUCUGCGCGCGGAUGACGGGUUGGAAAGGGCCGCCAAGCUCCUGUCACCAUUGUCGACCCUUUGCCCAAACAACAUCGAUGUCUGGAUAGCAAUCUAUGAUGUUGCUGUACGGAGAGGCAAACAUCUCCAAGCCGUCCAGGCCCUCCGGCGCGCCAAGGAGCUCGACGCUGAGCAUCCCGACGUUCACGUCCGCCUCGUCGACGUGCGCCGCCGAAACCCAUCACCACCGGCACCCAUGGGGCCUGUCGUCGCGGAUGCGCUGAAGGAGCUUCUGCCCGAGGAGGUCUCGCUGGAGACGUACAACUCGCAAUACCUGCAGCAGCACUCGACGUCGCCGCGCGCCGUGCUUGCAGCGGCGCGGGCAGCGCAGAUCCUCGGUGCACCGCUAGCGGAGGUGGAGAACACCGCGUUCGCGGCGCUCGGUGCGGAAGUCGAGCUGGGUAUCAAGGACGCCCUCGCCGUACUGGCCUUCUUGCGGCGAAUCAAGUCGGGGCGGGCAGACGAGUUCCGCGCGGCGUGCGACGCCAAGUUCCCGCUAGCAACCGUGUUCAAGACGCCAACCGAGCAGGAGGAGCUGAAGAAGCAGGCCUUGGCGAAGCUGGAUGAUACGCGGGAGGUGGAUGUGGUCGGGUCGUGAACAUGGGUGUAGUGAGCACGCUGGUCGGUGUAGGCGAGCUUGUUGGUGUAGGGGAGCAUGAUGGCGUAGGUGGAUAUUCGCCUUGUAAUGGGUAGAAGUAGACGUGUGUCGGAGCGACGCAGAACAAUGUAUCAGUCUGUCUGGAAAAAUUUGUGAACAUGUGGUGGAC
Schizophyllum commune H4-8 is the source of this 2753-nucleotide messenger RNA. RefSeq names its product N-terminal acetyltransferase A, auxiliary subunit. Gene Ontology annotation, cellular component: NatA complex; cytoplasm. Gene Ontology annotation, molecular function: protein-N-terminal amino-acid acetyltransferase activity; protein binding. Bases 8 to 2584 code for a protein of 858 amino acids. NCBI's taxonomy places the organism in Eukaryota, Fungi, Basidiomycota, Agaricomycetes, Agaricales, Schizophyllaceae. The record is from RefSeq and is a predicted model, not a curated record. Gene Ontology annotation, biological process: N-terminal peptidyl-methionine acetylation. The transcript is spliced from 13 exons.